AUAGCUGUGUUACGAAAAGGCUCCCUCUUGUGGUGACACAACCCUCUGCAAGAUUAUCAAUCAAUAUGGCCAAUGGGUUUAGACACAUACAUAUAGACAAUUUAAGUUAAGAAGGCUCCAUUCUGUGUUUGACCUUGUGCUAAUUAAAGUCUUCUCUAUUCCCUUCCAAGCAACCAGAGCUUAAAUACAUAGCUCUGCAUCUAAUUAACAGAGUCUGGGAGCGAGACAGGACCGGGAAGAUGGGCAGAGCUCCUUGCUGCGACAAGGCAAAUGUAAAGAAAGGGCCAUGGUCUCCCGAAGAAGAUGCCAAGCUAAAGGAGUACAUAGAGAAACAUGGCACUGGUGGGAAUUGGAUCUCUCUCCCACAAAAAGCUGGUUUGAAAAGAUGUGGGAAAAGCUGCAGACUAAGAUGGCUUAACUAUCUCAGACCUAACAUUAAGCACGGCCAGUUCUCUGAUGAUGAAGAUAGAAUCAUCUGCAACCUCUUCGCUAGCUUUGGAAGCAGGUGGUCGAUAAUAGCAGCUCAUUUACCUGGGAGGACCGACAACGAUAUCAAGAAUUAUUGGAACACCAAGCUUAAGAAGAAAAUGAUGCCCAUGAAUCCUUCAUCUCAGGGGAGUAAGCCUCCUCAUCAACCCACCCUUUUAACCAUUCUUCAAAAUUCCACACCAGCUUCACCAUUAUUAUUCUCAGACAGAACCAACUCUUGCUACCACCAUGCUAACGCAUCAUUCACAGGCUCUUCUAAUCUUUUGAGUGGUAACGCGUUUACUUCUGCAAACUUCACUUUUCAACACCAUGAUUGUAGUUUUAAGGAACCUAUUCGGAAUCAGCAAGUGUCUAUGGUUGGGGGUGAGGCUGCUAGUUGCAGUUCUUCUGAUGGAAGCUGCAAUAACCAGAUCACUCAUAUCAGAGAAGCAGAGUUUGUGUACGGAAGAUAUGGAACUUUAAUCCAACAGGUUGGUGGUGCGCAUAAUUAUUACCACAACAAUGGAUUGUGGGGAGAGAGUUUAUUAGAUUAUGGGAUGGAUGAGAUUAAACAAUUAGUAAGCACAGGUAGUUGCAGCAACUUGUUUUUCGAUGAGAAGACAGAGGAAAGGGUUGUGCACUACUGAUGCUGACAGUGGGCAAAAUCAAAGAGAUUUGGAAGAGGUAAAAUAGAAAGACCCUGAUUUUGGAUCAAGUUUAAGCCAAUCUUUUUGAUACUACAUGGGGAAGUUUCGCUUUCUUCGUGCUUCGCUUUCUGGGAAAAGAUGUGUUGGGAGUUUUCUUAUACCUUAAAGAUGUCCCGAAAGAGAUUAUUGAAGAAAGAAAAGACGCCCUGAAAACUGGAGUAGUCCUUAUCCACCUGAAAUAAAGGAUAGCAGCAGGCAUGAACUAUUUUUAAUGUUUCGCUUUGUAUAUAUGUUAAUCAAACAAGUAUUCCAUUUUUAUCUGCCACAAAUGCACGUUUCCCCCUCAAAAGAUGGGCUAGAAUUUGACAUUUUUA
Messenger RNA from Prosopis cineraria, 1489 nucleotides. Its product is annotated as transcription factor RAX2-like. Bases 240 to 1115 code for a protein of 291 amino acids. NCBI's taxonomy places the organism in Eukaryota, Viridiplantae, Streptophyta, Magnoliopsida, Fabales, Fabaceae. The record is from RefSeq and is a predicted model, not a curated record. The transcript is spliced from 3 exons.